This is a messenger RNA of Limulus polyphemus (Atlantic horseshoe crab), 4492 nucleotides long. RefSeq lists its product as uncharacterized. The record is from RefSeq and is a predicted model, not a curated record. The coding region runs from base 355 to 1941 and encodes 528 amino acids. The transcript has 13 exons. NCBI's taxonomy places the organism in Eukaryota, Metazoa, Arthropoda, Merostomata, Xiphosura, Limulidae.
UUUCGUACAUAGUAGUUAGAGACGGAUUUCGUCUAAAACAGAGAAAAACAUUUGUAAUUGAGCAUUCAGUAGACGAAACAAGAGAAUCGUACUGCAAUUUGGAACAUAAUCUUCGUAGUCGACAUUACAAAGUAUAAGAAAAUAUAAAAAUACAUGAUACGAGAUACAGUUGAUCGUGUGUUUGUGAGAACAAGUGAUAUAAAGCUAGCGGUGGUUAUAAUUUAGUAAUAUAAAUGUUGCAUUAUACCUAAGAUAUAAUAAUAAUAAUAAGUACUGAAAAUUCUAACCUCGGUUUCCGUCGCCCUGGAUACUUCAAAUCGCCUCGAUGUUCAGGGAAAACUACCUAAUAAAAAGAUGAAAAAGCGUAAAGAACUGGACGCCUUGGUGCCAAACGGAAAGCUCUGUAAACGGGUAAAGAAAACGACCUCUUUCGGUUCGGCUUCUGCGCACGAACUUCUUGCGAAUUUUUCGGAUACAUCAGAUAUUGAGGAUUUUCCUGCUCUGCACUCGCAGAGAGUUGGUUGCCGAAAAGGCAGUCCAUUGGCUGCCUGCUUACCGUUGUGUCUCUUUAUACUGGUGUCGACAUCUGUUGUGACCGCCGGUACCUUAAUAUGGCUUCAUCUAGGACUGCGCCAAGAUUUGGAUCUACUCCGGAAUCAUCUUCAAAAAGUUGAAGCAGGUAACAAAAACACUCCAGAAGCUUUACAUUCCAUCCACUCUCAUCUUAAAAAGAUUGAGAAAAAUGUAUCCAUCCUAGGAACGGACUUUAAGAAGAUUGUUAAUGAUAUUUCCUCAUUAGAAAAACAGGUAGAACAACUAAAGCAAACCACUAACAGUUUGAAAGAGAGUAUAGCGGCAGCACCAGAAAUUAAAGAGCUUCCUAAAGAUGUUUCAUCUCUUUCAGAAAAUGUAGCUAGUUUUGGAAGCAGAAUUACUGCCAUGGAGGCCACAGUGAAGGAUGUUAAGAGCCAGCAAUCUUCUAUCCAGAGUUCUCAAGGAGGGAUAACACAAACAAUCUCCAACCUUGAGGCUCAAUUUCAAGACUUAUCAAACAAAACAGAAAAGCUGUCACAUCCAGCUGAUAAACUCCAAACUACUAAACUCAUGGAAGGACAACAGAUCUUACGUGAUGAGCUGUUGAGGGUUGCAGAUGCUGUUGACAUCUUGAAUGAUACAACAUUGCCAGUUGUAUUGAAAGUUAAUGAGGCAUUACCUCUUCUGGAGAACAUUAAUGGAAAUACAAGCUGGACUGUAGAAGACUUGAGUAAAUCCCAUUCUGAAAUAAAGAAACUGAAGGACUACAUAUACAACAACAUCACUGGUCAGAUAUUGGUCCUUGCAUCUAAACAGAGAACAAUAGAAAUCACUCUGGAACAGCUGAGAGUUCCUCAAUUGGAUCAAAAUGUUAUACAGCACAUUGUGAAGGUUUCAGUUGACCAAGCUGUUGGUGACAUGUUAAAUAACACCCUGUCUGUUGGAGCUUCAAGCAACACCAACGUUACAUUUCUAGAAAUGUUGAAGCAAGCCCAAGAUAUGGUUCACAUGUAUUUAGAACUGAUUCAGCAGUUGAAAGGCCCUAUGGACAGCCAACAGUUGAUCCAGUAUGGCAAUGCCACAGAUAUUGUAGACCACCUACUUAAUUUAACCUUAAGCAGCUUGCUACAGGAUCACAAAGAAGAGCUGAAGAUACUACAAGACAGUUGCGACCAUCUGUUAACCCAGUAUUCUCAGUUAGAAACUGCUCAGGCAGCUACAGAUCAUAAAGCAGAUACAGCUCUACAAAAGCUUCACUAUUUAGAGAACCUGCAACGAAUUAACCAGAAUUUAAAAGAAAUUACUACAAGUAGCAGCCAUAUGACAUCACUAACUUCUGAAGAAAUUCAAGGUUCAAGAAAAACAGAUGCUCAGACCAAACCAACAGAAAAAAGAACAAGCAAAUGAAGACAUGCAGCUUCAGAAGACGUAUCCAUCCACCUAAAUCAUAAACUGUUUAGUUUUUACUUCCCCACAAAAAAAAACUUGCGUUCAUAGAUAUCUAACUUUUCAAUUUUAUUGUAAUCAUGUAAACAUAUUUUUAAACCUCAUAAGACUUUAGUUAAUGUAUUUACUGAAGAUUCUUUCCUGUGGAAAAUAUUGAGUUUUAAGUUUAUAUUCUAGACUUAAAAAGGAGUACUAUGCUCAUAUAUGUGGUAAAGGAAGAGGGAAUGAUGAGAAAUUGUUUUUCAUUACUAGUUGUGAGUUUGACAUGUGUGCCAUGUAUGAUAGAUGAAUUUAUUUCAAAAUUAAACUUUCAAGUUUUUUUUUUUUGGUCCGAAAUCAUUGUAUGAUGUUAGAGUAACCUUGUAAAACAUUAAAUGUAAUAGUCUAGUACAUGUUAGAGGGGUUUCUGUCUUAAGUAUUUGUUGUUGGUGGAAUAUUUACCAUAACUAAUGCACAGCUCUUACAUACAAUGUUUGAGAUUCAAUGUUCCAUUGGGUGCUCGUUGGUUCUGUGGUAGAGCUCUUGAUUUUAGAGCUGACAAGACUUGAUCAAAUCCACAUGAUACCACAAGAUAUUCUCAACACUUUAAGCUGUGUUGCAUUAUAAGAGUGACAGUCAAUUUCUUUGCAGGGGUGGUUGGAGUAUACUCCCUGGCUGUCUUCCUUCUGGCCACUAGUUUCAAAUUAGGAACAGUAGCAGAUAGCCUUAGAAGCUUUGGAAUAAAUACAAAUUAUGAUAUAAUUUUGUGAACAAAUAUGAUUUGGAAACAUUUACUCUUUCGUUUUAAAGAUUAAUUUUUCAGCUAAGUUUUUCUUUUAAAGAUACUUAUCCAUCACAUUAUUGAAAAUCUCUUAACUGUGGUAUUCACCGUGAACUCAAUACUGUAACUCAUCUACUUGAAUUUGAACGUGACUUUCUGGAUUUAUUAUUUUCAUCAAAGACUUUUUGGUUUAUUAUGUUUGAGAGAUUUCAUGUAUUAUUCUUUUUGUUUUAGUAUCUUUGAUUGGUUGUACAUCAGAAGUGUGUUUUUAGGAAUUCCUUGUGUUGAGAACCAGAUUUAAGCUUGUGGAUUUCAUUGAUUUUUUUAAGAGAGCCAACUCAUGCAAAAUUGCCUUACAUGGACUACUUAAACUUAAAGAUUGUUCAUUAAUGUGACAAUUCAUAUAUCUUUUGUGAUUACGGAUCCCAUAAUUUUGUGUUGAAGUUCUCCAUCUAGAUUGGUUAUUGCACCUCAAGUCAGUUUAGUGUAGACAUACCUUGGUUAAAUUGUCCAAUAUCAACACCAGUACAUUGUGCCAUCCUUACUUACCUUUACUUUAUUAGGGUGUGUGUUUUCUUGAUGGGCUUAAACAUAAGAUGUGAUCUUAAUGAGAAGGAUGCCUAUAUUAGAAAGUCAUGCUAUUUUACUCAUACAGAUAAUAAAAACAAAGCUGUCUAAUUAACAAGUUCAGUUAUUUUCUUGUACUUUAGUUCUCAAUUCAGAAGACAGUCAAAUCAAGAAGUCAUUGUUUUUUAUGGUUUAAGAUAUUGCGCCUCUGAAAGAAGCCAGGUUGUUUAAGAAGUUUUGUGCUUUGCCAAUCAAUUUAAAAGAACCAUUUUGCAGUAAUAAGAGCAGAUUGAUUAUAAAGUUAUGGUACAUCUUUUCUACGGUCUAUAUUAAAGAUGAGAGAAUUAGAUCAUUUGUAUAAAAAGACCUGCAUAACCAAAAAAGGUGUUUGGUAUGAAUCUUCUAAAUGAUGCCUUCUGUGGAAAGACUAGAUGAAUAAGAGGAUCGACUUUCAAUGUAAAUCCCUCUUAACUCUAACAUGGAAAGGAUAGAAAGUUUGUAAGAAGUAGCUCUACUCUUUAGUUUGUGCUAAGAUUCUUCUGUAAAUGAGACUAGUUAGAACAAAAACUUGUGAUAUUUUCCUGUGAAAUUAAUGCUGUACUUUGUUAAUGAGGAUUAAGAUCACCAAAUUGAAAGAUUGUAUUAUGUUCGAGAUGUUGGUUCUGUAUGUAAAGAAAUGCCAGAAGUUUCUGCUUAAGUAUAAAAAAAGAAAUGGUGAGAACUUCUGCUUUAGAUAAUGUCAUCCUCACACUUGUAUACAAUACAAACAUCAAUUAAGUAUUACAACACUUCUUUGUUAAGCCUAAAAUAAUGUAUCCUCACUUGUAUACAAUACAAAGAUUAAGUAUUGCAACACUUCUGUGUUAAGCCUAAAAUAAUGUAUCCUCACUUGUAUACAAUACAAAGAUUAAGGAUUGCAACACUUUUGUGUUAAGCCUAAAAUAAUGUAUCUUCACACUUGUAUACGAUACAAACAAAAAUUAAGGAUUGCAGCACUCCUGUGUUCAGCCUAAAAUAAUGUAUCCUCACACUUGUAUACAAUACAAACAAAGUUUAAGUAUUGCAACACUCCUGUGUUAAGCAUAAAAUAUAUGGCAGUAUGCUCAGGCAGCUAAAACUUUGUCAUCAAGGUGACAGAAAAAAAAAAAUCGAUGUUAGCUAUGUUUGUGCAGAAUGUUCUUUAAA